CGGCUUUUCAUUAAUAUAGAGCAAACAUGCAAGACAAAAUCGAGACACCAAUUACAAAUCCGAUCGUAAGCCCUAGGAAUAGACUUAGAGUCAGCCACUCAUACAAAGCAACCUGACUCGUUAGAUACAAAACGGGCAAGAUGAAGCCUAAAAUGACCGAAAAUGAAGCAUUGUCUAUCAAAAGUUCUUCAAAAAUCAAAACACUUCAACCAUAUCUGCUCGAACUGAAAUAAAAAUAAGUACUACGAAGAGAAAAAUAAUACGAAAAUAAAAAAUUUCCCCAAAUUGCUUCCUCACACGGAGGUGAUUCCGGAGUAGGGCGAGCUGCUGUAGAGUGUAGUAGUAUGAUAGAAAAGAAUUUCAACCCCCGAAAAAUUCGUCUGAAACCCUAUUUUGGGCUCACUAAUUUGCUCCUAAUUUGCUCCUUGAGAUUUGCCAUUGGAAUCGAUGCCCGAGGUGUGAAAGAAAACUAUAUCAUGUUGCCUUGUGUUUCUUCGCCCACAAAAAUCCAAGCCGCACCCUACCGCCCUUGCGUUCCACUCAGUUGCGGAUUUGGGGCCAGUUUGGCCAGGCGGCUGCCUAGGGCCUCGCAUGCCUAAGGGGCUUCAAAAAAAUUACGAGUACUGGGUAUUGGUAUUAGUAAUAUGUGAUACUCCGCAUGUGUGAUCCAAUUAUCGAAACCGGCAAAUACACUUGGUCCAAUUUUCAGCAAGCAACGGAAUUAAGCAUAUUAAACCUGCAAAUCGGCAAUUGAUUUGCUGCAAAUCCCUAUUCCGCGAUCCCCAAAUCCCAACCACCGUUCUCAAUCGUCAUUCAACCAUAGACGGCCUUCUCACCUUCUUUUCGUCCAUCGAUUGAAUGACGUGCCAUCCGUCGCCGACUUGAGUGUGUGAGUCUAGUUCUCAGACUUCUCAUCUUCCAUUAAUCUCUUACUCUAUAUUACUCUCUUUCUCUGUGUCGUCUUAUUUGAUUGAACAGAAGCAAUAAAGCAGCCUGCUAUUCUGCGAUGGAAUACAAAAAUACGGAGUAAUGGUUAAGCAUUUUUACUUUUUGUGAUUUGACUAUUUGAGGUAAAUUCUUGAAUAGCUAAUGUAUGCAGAGUACUAGCAAAUACUACGUACUAGUGAUUGAAGUGAAGGUGUAACCGUAUAAAUUUAAAUACUUAACUUAUGAUUAUUAAUUAAUUAUUAUAAUUAAAAAAUUAUUGGGUUAAUAUAUAUAAUUAAUAAUGUUGGUUAUAUUACCAUAUUGAUAUUGUCGUAUUGUUUGAAUUCGAUGAUAAAUACAUGAAAUAAUUUUGGCUUGUGUUAAUUUGAUGGAUUGGUUGUUUGAUUUGUCAUUGUCACAAAUAAUUGUAUUGGCAAGUUUUAGUUUUUGUUGUAGUGAUGUUCUUAGUGAUGUUGCACUUCUUAAAGGGAAGAAAAAUAGACCAAUAGGGUGUGUCAAAGUAAGAGCCAAGAGCGGUAAAAGUUUGCGGUGUUUUUACAUAUGCUUGUACUUAAAAAACAUCAUUUUGACAUCCACAUUAUAUGGUGCACUUUGAAAAUGCUUUUUUUAUCAUAUGGUGUUUUUAUUCAAUUUAUUUCUCUCAAGAAUAAUUAUUUGGGCUUAUUCUUAUUGGGCUUCUAAACUGUAUUGGACUGUUAUAUUUUUAGCCUGUUAGUCCUUUAGUAUAAAUAGGCUACUUUAACCUACUGUAAUAGAUGAUUUUCUUUUCUUCUUCUUCGAAUCAAUAAAACUUCUUCCGCUUCUCUUCCUCUCUGCAAUUCACUUCAAAUUCUACAUGGUAUCAGACUAAGGUCUACUUGAUCGAUCCUGAUUCAAUUGUCUUCUCUAAUCGAUUCCUCACAAUCGAUUUCAUCCUUCUUAAUCGAUUUCUAUAAUCGAUCUCUUCCUAAUCGUUUUUUUAUUCAAUCAUCUGCAAAACCCUAACUGCUAUGGCUUCACCGCUAAAUCCGACGGAAGACUCCUCAUCUCCGUAUUAUCUUCAUCCUAGCGAUCACGCUGGGCUUCGAGUCAUUUACGAAACACUCACAGGCGACAACUUUGGUGCAUGGAAGAAAUUUGUUUCCAUGGCUAUGGCGGUGAAGAACAAGAUGUGAUUUCUCGACGGUUCAAUCACAAAACCAAGUCCAGAUAAUCCUAUGUACAUCAACUGGUAUCGUAUCAACGCUCUCCUCUUAUCUUGGCUGAUUUAUUCUAUUUCACCUGCUCUUCGCACUACUUUCUUAUCUUUUACUGAUGCUAAAGAGCUUUGGGAUGAGGUUCAGCUUAGGUAUGGAAAAAUUGAUGGUCCUAGACUUUUUCAUCUUGAAAAAACCCUAGGAAAUCUUUGUCAAGGUUCUCGUAGUAUAACUGAUUACUACAACUGUUUCAAAGAAAUUUGGGAUGAAUACUGUAAUUUCAGAAUUAUUCCUUCUUGUACUUGUGGUCAGUGCACUUGCAAUAUAUCUGAAACCUAUCAAAAAAUUAUCCAGAAAGAGUCUAUUCUUAGGUUUCUUGUUGGUUUGAAUGAUUCUUAUUCUAAUCUGAGAAGCCAAAUUCUUCUUAACACAGAAAAAACUACUCUGUCUAGUAUCUACUCUAUUCUUCUUCAAGAAGAAUCUCAAAGAUCUCUUCAGAAAACUCUUCCUUUCACUACUUCUUUUUCAGAACCUUCUGCUUCUGAAAAGCUCAACAAUGAUGCUACUGCUUUCUUUGUCAAAAAUUUUAAAAAGAAAAGUUCUAUUACCUGUACUCACUGUGGCUAUCAAGGCCAUUCUUCUGAUAAAUGCUUCCAACUCAUUGGUUAUCCUAGUAACCGGAAAGGGCCAAAAGGACAGAGAACUGCUCCUGGUUUUAAACCAAAUCCCAAUCUAAAUAAAAAUCAUCAUGCUCAUUUGGCCACUAAUUCCACUGAACCUGCUAUAACUCCUACCAAUUCAAACAACAAUCAUCAUGCUCCUUUGGUUACAAAUUACACUGAAUCUGCUCCUACUUCUAUCAAUCCAAUUUCUGCUACCACUGAUUUCUGUGAUCCCAAUCUGUAUGAGAAGUUUCUGCAAUUUGUUCAAGCUCAACAAUCUAAAACUGCUUCAGCUAAUGUUGUCACCAUUGCUCCUGAUGAUGAUCAAACUGCUUCUUACUGUGACACAAAAUUUUUAGGUAAACACUUUGCUCUUUCAACUUUUCAAUCUUCUCAAUGGAUUCUUGACACUGGAGCAUCUGACCAUAUGGUUUAUGAUGCUUCAUUAUAUACCACUCCAACUAAACACAUUUCAAUUAAAAUUCAACUUCCUACUGGCAAUUUUAUUUCUGCUACUAAAAUUGGUGAUAUCAAAUUGAAUUCCAAUCUUACAUUACACAAUGUUUUAUAUGUUCCUAACUUUACUUUCAAUCUCAUCUCUAUUUCCAGUUUAACCUCUCAUGAUAAUAUCUCAGUAUAUUUCUCUUCUAACCAUGCUAUCUUGCAGGACCACCUUACCAGCAAAACGAUUGACUUUGCUGAUUUAAGGAAUGGCCUAUACCACUAUACUCCAGACUCAUCUUUAGCUCAUCAUACUCCAACUGUGCAUUCUGCAAAUAGUCAGCAUCAUACUUCAUCUGCUACUCUUUGGCAUUUUAGACUAGGGCAUCUGCCUUUUAAUGAAAUUUACAUGCUUUCUGACUGUAAUGUUUCUGAUAAUGACAAACAAUCUUUACCUUGUGAUAUUUGCCAUUUUGCUAAACAAAAAAAGCUUCCUUUUCCUAUCAGUACUUCUCAUGCUUCUAAUGCUUUUGAUUUGAUACAUAUGGAUGUUUGGGGUCCUUAUAAAGUUACUUCUUAUACUGGUUUUAAAUAUUUUUUAACUAUUGUUGAUGAUUACACUAGAUGUACUUGGGUUUUUCUACUUAAAACUAAAUCUGAGGUAAAAUUUCAUAUGUUGAAUUUCUAUACUUUUAUUGAAACUCAAUUUCAAAAGAAAAUUAAGAUCAUAAGAACUGAUAAUGGUACUGAAUUCUUCUUUCCUGAUUUCUAUAAUUCAAAAGGUAUUGUUCAUCAACUGUCCUGUGUUGAAACCCCUCAACAAAAUGGUAGGGUUGAAAGAAAACAUCAACACAUUUUACAAAUUGCUAGAUCUCUUCUUUUUCAAUCUUGUUUUCCUAUAACUUUUUGGUCUGAUUGUAUACUUACUGAUGUGCAUAUAAUCAACAGAUUACCCACUUCUAUUCUUCAUAACAAAUCUCCUUUUGAAAUGCUUUAUAAUCAUGCUCCAGAUUAUAAUCAUUUAAAGGUUUUUGGUUGUUUGGCUUUUGCUUCAACUAUUUCUUCUAAUAGAACUAAGUUUGAUUCUAGGGCACAUAAAUGCAUCUUUAUUGGAUAUUCUUUAGGUUCUAAAGGAUACAAAUUAUAUGAUUUAACUACUCAUAAAACUUUUAUUUAUAGAAAUGUUAAGUUCUAUGAAAUGAUUUUUCCAUACAAGACUCAACAUACUAAAAAUAAUUUGGAUUCUGAUUUCACAAAUACACAAAAUAAUAAUAUUUUUAAUGACUAUUUAAACAAUCUCACUAAUUCACUUACUCAAAAUGCAAAUGAUUCUAAUAAUAAUAUCACAAAUUACUUGGACACUCAAAUCAAUGAGGAGGUAAAUUUGUUUAAUUCUGAUGAUAAUAACUCUAUUGCUAAUGAUUAUUCUAGUUUGUUGAACACAGAAAGUUCUCAGGUUCAUGACAGUAUGUCUGAACAAAAUACUCAAAGGAAAUCUACUAGAGUAAGAUCCAUUCCUAUUCAUUUAAGAGAUUUUGCUCAUGAUCUUCCUAAUUCUAUCAUUCCAGGUAAUCCUAAUUCUUCUUGUAAAUUGGUUAGAUAUCCUAUUCAAAAUUACAUUACUUAUAACAAAUUAAAUAUUUCUCAUCACUGUUUUAUUGCAUCUCUUUCUAAGAUUCCAGAACCAAAAUCUUACAAACAAGCUGUAAAAUUUACAGAAUGGAAAAAUGCUAUGAAUGAUGAAAUUAAAGUCCUUGAAAAUAAUAAUACUUGGGUUCUUGUUGAUCUUCCUGCUAAUCAACAUACUAUUGGUUGCAAAUGAGUUUUUAAAACAAAACUUAAAUCUGAUGGUUCUCUUGAUAGAUAUAAAGCUAGACUGGUAGCCAAAGGUUACACUCAAGAAGAAGGCCUUGAUUACUUUGAUACUUUCUCUCCAGUUGUAAAGUUAACCACUGUAAGAAUUCUUUUAGCUAUUGCCAGUUCUAAAAAUUGGUACUUACAUCAAUUAGAUGUAAAUAAUGCUUUUUUACAUGGUGAUUUGAAUGAAAACAUUUAUAUGCAACCCCCUCCUGGUUAUUUAGAAACUAAUGAUACUAGAGUUUGUAAACUUCUUAAAAGCUUAUAUUGUAACACCGACCCUGAGCAUAUUUACUUUUAGUAAAUUAUGUAAUAAACCUUGAAAGAUGAUUUAUGAAUUUGCGUAAUUGUAAAUUUUUAUUAUUUCUUUUACGUGAAUAGUAAAUUGCAUGUGGGGCCCACAGCGGGAACGGGGACCGCCCGAUAAUUCCCGAACCACAUAUUAUAUUCAUCUUGGUCUAGAUAAUAUAUAUAUGGUGGUGGAUAUUUUAUUUGGGCCAUAAGAAAGGCAUGGAGUUGACCGGUUGGUCAAACGGGGCCCAAUUACCGGUAUUGGUGAUUUAGCGGAUAACAGCCCGAAAUGAGUUUCGGGGACUCCUAAAUUAAUGUUGGGGAAUGUACAUCGUUUCUAAAGGCCCAAACAUUGUUGGGAACGCGUGGUAUAUUUUAUCCGGCCCGAUAAAAUAAAAUAUGACUAAAGUAGUCCGAAAAAUACAACUUUCGGGGCCGAUUGGACACACCGGGACAUAACGGGAUGACCUCCCACCAAAGUGGGAGCCACCCCACGUUUUUGUUUGCUCCAAUUGACUGAAUGGGAGCUGGAAGAGACAAAGAAGGGGGGCUGGGUUCGGACUAUGGGUAGAGGGGAUGGAUGGAGGCCAAAUCCCAUGUCCUAUACAAUAACUCCCCAUUUGAUUGAGGAGAGUUGUCUCCUAUCAUUUCUCACCCUCAAUCAUACGACCAAGGCAAGGAAAGGAGCUCAGGAGAAGACCCUCACAAAGCUCAUAGCUUGAAGGAAGCAAGGAGCAAAGGAAAUCCAACCCAAAAAGGCUAGGAAUUAAGGGGUCGAAAUCGUCGGAAACCGCCACUUUAAGGGAGCUGCCCGUUUUCUGCAGAACACGAAAGCCGCCCGGCUUUCGUGAAAUCCGCCCGGCUUUUGCCCAGGCAGUCCAGCUUUGCCUUUCAAUCGGCCUAGAACGGGGAUUGAUCGAGGGGCGUAACAAAGGCAACUAUUGUAGCACAUCACGAGUUUCAGGUAGAACUUGAAGGUCGCUGCCAUUGCCCGUUGCUUCGGGAGGAAUCAAGGGAAGAAGACGUGGUUCGUGCUUCUCCCGUUCUGUUUUAAAAACAAUUACAUUAAUGCUCAUGGAUAAUAUUUUCUGAAUAAUUACUUUGGGGGCUUGCAUGCCUAGUUAUGCCAAGUGUGGCUUGAACAAUUGUAUUAAUGCUUCCGCUGU
Molecule: messenger RNA, 6540 nt
Organism: Cuscuta europaea
Lineage: Eukaryota; Viridiplantae; Streptophyta; Magnoliopsida; Solanales; Convolvulaceae
Source: the annotation of a GenBank genome assembly